Mytilus trossulus (common blue mussel) is the source of this 1260-nucleotide messenger RNA. RefSeq names its product calmodulin-beta-like. NCBI's taxonomy places the organism in Eukaryota, Metazoa, Mollusca, Bivalvia, Mytilida, Mytilidae. Gene Ontology annotation, molecular function: calcium ion binding; enzyme regulator activity. The transcript is spliced from 9 exons. The coding region runs from base 306 to 857 and encodes 183 amino acids. The record is from RefSeq and is a predicted model, not a curated record.
GGUCUUAUCGAUGAAUAAAACUAUUUGCGGGACAUUUUGUUGAUUUACAACCUAAAAGCAAUCAAAUUAUAUUUGCUUCCGACUUAAGCGUCUUAUUGAUCCUACGAUAUUAAACACGCCAAGUUAGGAAUAAACCAAGCAAAAUCAGUAAUUACUCUUGUAAGCGACAAUGUAGAUUUGAAGAAAUAGCAGCAAAAGGAAACGGACAUUGAAUAAGCGGUUUCAACAUUGACGUACACCAUUACAAGAAAUCUUGAACAUGUCUGCGACAAAAUCCGAGAUAUUAUCAUCACCUAAUUAUUGUAAUGACAUAUAAUUACGUUUUUACAGUAACACGUAUGGACGUCAUUGAACAAGUGGAAGAGAGUAGUAUACUACAGAGAUAUUCAGAGGCAAAAAUCCGUGAAUUACGAGAGGCAUUUCGUCUGUUCGAUAAAGAUGGCGACGGAUCCAUCAGUACAGAUGAACUAGGAACAGUUAUGAGAAAUCUAGGACAAUUUCCAUCUUCUGAUGAAAUAUCACAAAUGAUUAAGGAAAUCGAUAUUGAUGGCGAUGGAACGUUUAGUUUUGAAGAAUUUGUACAAGUAAUGGCCAACAUGGGAGGUAUCAGUGAACAAUCAGAGGAGGACGAAGAAGAGGAACUAAGACAAGCUUUUAGAGUUUUUGACAAAUCAGGAUGUGGUUACAUAGCGGCAUCAGAUCUCAGGGCAGUAUUGCAAUGCAUCGGUGAAGAUUUAACAGAAGAUGAAAUUGAUGAAAUGAUUGCUGAAGUAGAUAUUGAUGGAGAUGGAAGAAUAGAUUUCGAUGAAUUUAUUGCAUGCAUGUGUGAAGAUGCACCACAGAAGUCUACAGCAUAAUUUUCCAUAUUGUGAAUAUUGAAUUGCAAUGAAAACGGACUUUGGUAGUGCGAUCUAAUAUGAUCAAACAUUCAUCAGUUCAUAUAUAAGAACGACCGACUUCAGUAGUAUUUGUGUUUUGUAUUAUGUACUAUAUUAAUACUUACUUUCUCUUUAUAAACGAUAACUAUGUAAUAUUAAAUUAAUACAUGUACAUCAGUGUUAAAUAGAAUUUGUUAUACAAAUACUUAUUAUCAGUAAAGUCGAGUUAUUGGAUAAAGUAUUGUGCAAGUCCAAUAGUUAUGACGACGUCAUAACAAUUAUUAAAAUAGCCUUUCAAUACCGUUAUAAUCAUGAUAAUAGUUUGAACUAGUAUUGUGAAAAUAAUUGUAUGAAUUGCAAAAUUAUAUAUUCGUGACAAGAA